Molecule: messenger RNA, 3734 nt
Organism: Patiria miniata (bat star)
Lineage: Eukaryota; Metazoa; Echinodermata; Asteroidea; Valvatida; Asterinidae
Product: ankyrin repeat and SOCS box protein 1-like
Exons: 3
Coding region: 319-1185 (288 amino acids)
Biological process (GO): intracellular signal transduction
Molecular function (GO): protein binding
Source: RefSeq, a predicted model, not a curated record
AUGACAACAUUAUUCUCCUGGCACAAGCGUUUUGGAGCUUUGAUACGUCAGUGGAUCUAGUGUUAUUGAAUGUAUGAAGGUUGUAUAUCGGUAUUUAUUGGACAAGAGGGGCACGAUGUAAAGCAUUUAUGUGGACUCAGUAAAAGAAUGGUAAAUUUGCCGCAUCAUUCUUAAAAGACAGGCAUGACAUUGACAGGUAUUUGAUGGUGUUCUGGUGUUGCCAACUGUGGACGAGAAGAAUCCUGAUGUUUAACAGAAACGUGAGAUGCCGCAUCUCUAAAAUCACCUUUACUGAUACUGAUAGCAACUGAAUUUGUGAUGGUGCGACAUAGCCCGCCACGCAGAGACACUGUGUCUAACUCACCUAUGCAUCAGGCAGCUUUUGACGGUGACUUGAAGACACUUCAAAAGCUUCUCCUCAUCGCAGACAACAAGAAGAACAUCAACCUCAAGAACCACCUGGGAUGCACCCCGCUGCGGCUGGCUGCGACGGCCGGCAGCCGGCCCCGCGUGGAACUCCUUAUCGCCCACGGUGCAGAUGUCAACUUAACAGACAUCAAAGGUCAGACACCGCUGUUUGUCGCAGUCAAGAACAACCACCCUGGGUGUGUGAGGGCGCUGGUGUCUCAUGGAGCCCAUCCUGACGGAAGCCCAAACUGCCUCAGUAGUCCGCUCUUCAUCGCGGCAAUGCAGGGCCACUUUGAGUGCUUGCAGUUGCUCAUCGAGGCAGGGGCGGACGUCAACUGCUUCUUGACCGCGGUUCCUCACAUCGUCAUGAUAUACACCCCCUUACACAUCAGCUUCACCUACAGGCACAAGGAUUGCUUUCAAGCGCUCCUCAUCGCCGGCGCCAAUCCCGAUUGCGGACUGACAAAGAAGUACUUGGAAGCCAGGCCAUCCUUACUAGACGCAGCCAUGGAAUGGGGGGAUGUUUACUUCAUCGAGUUACUGGUAGAGUUUGGUGGGUCGAUGACAAAUCACAACAAACGGUGGAAGGAGAGGGUUUCUGGUGAUCACAUGACAGAGAAGGAACAGGAGGUGCAGGCUUACUUAAGUGUGCCUCGCAGUCUUCAGUCAUUGUGCCGUCUGACAGUACGCAAGAGUCUGGGUGUGAAGAGACUUGCAUCAGUCCCUGCACUACCACUGCCAACCUAUCUCAAGAAAUACUUGCAAUACUCCGUGUGAAAAUGCACUCUGUGGACUUCAUGCAUGAACAAGAGAGGGCGCUGUGUCACCUAGCAACAAUAUCCUGUGGGAAAGCUAUUGUAUCACCUGCCACAUCCAAAACGAGUCACUGAAUUUAGUGACUUUAGUCGAGUCGAGUCAUUUUAGGGCAGUCACUCGAGUCGAGUCGAGUCAUUAGGUCAAGAAGGGCAAGUCGACUCCCAGUUUUUGAUUUGAUCUGAUUUGAUUUAUUUAUUUCGAGUCGAGUUGAGCCGGGUCACAUUUGUGCUUGAGUCAAUUCGAGUCACUCAUGUUUGAACACCAUACACAGUGAAAGAAGGAACACAAGGCACCAGCCCAUAAUGCAGAUCCAAAAGACUUAAAAUAUGUUGCAUGGUACCCAAUACACAGCUUCUGCUCGACAUUUCUACCAAAGUUCUACCUUACAGUUAUUGAGAAGCGAAAGUUCGGUUUUAUCUGUGGUUUGGCUUCAGGGCUGGAUCUAGUUUUUUACGCCGACAAUGUCAAACCCAAAUUGCAACAUACGAUAUUGUUUCUAAUUAUAUAAAAAAAUAUCUCAAUUUUUGUUAAAGCUUUUUAAAGUUUUUUUUUAGCCGGAGUUCCAUCAAGGGCUUAAGAAAUCUUCCCAUAAAGCUGAUGUUGAAACAACUGGGAAAUGUGUUUAAAGUCUGGUACUGCAGGAAAGUAGUUUUUGCACAACAUUAUAAUACCACGUUGUGGGAGUCCGUGAUCAGGUGUAAAUUUGUUCGUGAUAAGCAGCAACAAGUUGGCGGCAAAUAUAUUUUGGCACAGUUUUGGGACUCGAGUGCUAUUAGCCUUCGACUUGAGUCAAGUCUUCGGAUGAGUGACUCGAGUCGAGUCAAGUCAUUUGCUCGCAGUGACUCGAGUUGAGUCACUUACCCAUUUUAACUCAAAUCGAGUCACCGAAAAUUGUGACUCGAGUCCAGUACUCUGCAUCCAAGGGCGUUCUAGACUGCUAAUUCUUCCCACAAACUUUUGUAAAGAAAACACAGAAUUUGCAGAGCCUUCUGGGUCGUGUACCCCAUUAUGAUCAAUUCACACAAAACAUUGUGUUGUGCAUAAAACUGCACAUGAGGAAGUAAAAGAAUUAAUCUCAAAGUCAAAGAUAGAAGACAGUGCCCAUGCAUAUAGGGCUGCAGUGUGAACAAGAUAAGUGCGAGGCAGACAAAAUGCUUCCUGUUAUCAAUAAGACUUUGAGCAAUUUUGGGCCAGGAACAAGUCUAGAGAGUUGGGUUUUAUGCUGUAGAUUACGGUACUUUGUUGCAUACCUUUGGAUUGUCGACACCUGGCCCAUCCACUUGCACAUGGCAGGCAAUUGGCACCAACAUGAUCCUUCACGCCUCUUUUUUUUUUUUCACGAUGAGGCCCAGAGUCCAUCGACAAGUAUCAAUCUUUGUCAACUUUUCACACUUUGUUAAAAAGUUGUUUACCACAAGCGAGGGCGCUCCUGAUCAGAACAGGUUUUUUGGAAUAUAAAAUUUAAAGUGGUUCUCAGUCCCUCCAUCAUCGAUUUCGACUUCAAAAGUAGGGACCGGUGUCAUAUGAAAAUGGACUCGUAUGAAAAUCAGACUCUUUUCCCCUUUUAUUGGUUAAACCCUCUCACGUGACCGGUCCCUCUCCUAAUUAUCUAUGCAUGCGCAUGUGCAGUACCAUCAAUGAGUCCAUAUUUCAUAAAACCUAAAUUUGUGCUACACCGGUACUGCCCUGUGGAAUUAAUGCUAAUUAGUAAUUAGCAUAUCUGUAUUCCCACAAUGCAAUGAGGCAUGCAUACUCUCUCGGUCUGUUAUGUAAUAUGGAAAGGGGUAGGGACCGUUGAAUCAUUCUGACCUCCUAGUUUCAAGUAUUUUUUCCAGAGAUUUUAAUGCCGGGUGUUGGCAGAGGCGAUCAUGCACAUUGUUUACAUUUUUAGCAGGCACACAUGGCCUGAAAUUUGGACGUCUUCAUUUUUACUGCAACUAGCAUAUGGCAUGCAAAGGGUGCAGUAAUUCGAACUGCUCCAGUCAUACAAUAGUCUGGUACCAUCCCAUUCAACAGUUUACAAUUUAUAAAAUAGAUUCAGGGAACAUGAUUGAAAAUGGCACCUUGUGAAUGUGGUCGGUUUACUAUACUGUAGCAGAAUACCCAAUAAUUUGUAUAUAAUUCACACGUUGAGACAUUACAAACUUUGUUUUCAAAUUGUCAUUUCUACAAAUUUAUGCACUUGUUAAAAACAGAUUUAAACUUUAUUUAUUCAUUCAACUUUAAGGAGUUAAAUAGUAUGCAAUAUUUUAUGCUCAUAACCUGAACUGUCCUUUGGAGUGAAAGUAAUUAAAAUCUGUGAAAAAAAAUCCUGAUUGGUUGUAUUAUUUACUUGGUAAAAUCAAUCGAAUCCCUUUGCAGAAAAAAAUCUGAUUAAUUUAAAUCCAUUCAUUUCGGUGAAAACAAUCUAUUCAAAGUUAACUGUGGUUGGGCUUGUGACCCGGCUCAUGACCUGAUUUCCAAAAGAAAUGAAAGGAGAACUCAUCUUUUUCAAUUUCAGAAUUUCUAUA